CCAUGCUUAUAAUGCACGUUGUAGUAUCUACUGUAGUACGAGGCACUUAGCAAGGUUUUCUUCCUCGUUGAUUGUUACUAAAUUUUGAAGCACAACGCACCAUCGGCUGCAAUCUACCAUCUCAGAUUCUUGUCGAUAAAGCAAUGGUCCUGACGUGCUCUUGAAGAGCGACAGUGGUACGCAUUGGGUCUUUCUAGUUCCACGUUCGCCGCUGGUGCUGUCGUAAUUUGGUUUAACUUGUCGUUUAACUUAACGUCGAGUCCUACUACUUGCAGAGAACCCAAUAGGUGCGUUCGAUUUGGACGCUCAUAUUCUGCGAGCCUCACGCUUGGUUACAUUCUUAGCUAACGGUCGAAUAAUUUGUCAACGUAAUUGCUCACUAAUUGCUUUUUCCGCUGAAAUUCACAUCCUCCAGUUUUUCAACGCCACCACCGACCAAAGUCUUUAAAUACAUAAUACUGAACAUAAAUACUGAACAUUUGUGGUGUUGCCAGGUUGGCUGCCUGUGAUGAGAGCAGUAUCGAGCUUCGUUCAACUCUUAUUAACAAAUUAAAAGCACAUCCUUUUAAAGCGCGUUGGUAAAGAUUGGUAUUAAUUAUGAAUUCCUCGAGUACUGUUCUCAAGCCUGCGGCUCCGUCUGUGCAGGAAUUCAGUAUCAAAGUACCAAAAAAUAGCAAGAAGAAGCACAACGUGAUGAGAUUCAACGCGACACUGGACGUAGAUUUCUCUAAAUGGACACAGGUGAAAAUGGAGCGGGAGAACAAUAUGAAGGAGUACAAGGGUAUGGAAGAGGAAAUACCGAAAUUCGGUGCUGGGUCCGAAUUUGGACGCGAUGCCAGAGAAGAAGCCAGAAGGAAGAAGUUUGGAAUUACCAGUCGAAAAUAUAAGCCGGAAGAUCAGCCGUGGAUCUUAAAGGCGGGAGGAAAGACUGGGAAGAAGUUCAAAGGUAUAAGAGAGGGUGGAAUCAGUGAAAAUGCAGCGUAUUAUGUUUUUACACACGCUACUGACGGUGUUAUAGAAGCCUUCCCAUUACACGAAUGGUAUAACUUUCAGCCAAUUCAGAGAUACAAGGCUCUCAGCGCCGAAGAGGCUGAGCAGGAGUUCAGCCGUAGGAAUAGAGUGAUGAAUUAUUUCUCGCUAAUGUUACGCAAGCGGUUAAGGAAUGAUGAGGAUGGUGGGGAUGAUGAUGAACUGGUGGAAAGUGGCAAAAGUAAGAGACCGAGUAAGAAGGAAAAAGAAUUAAAAAUAUCCGAAAUGGACGAUUGGAUGGAUAGUGACGACGAUGAGUCGGGCAGUAAUGAAGAGGAAAAUAAAAAAGGAUCCGAUGAUGAGGAUGAUGCGAAAAAGAAGAAGGGCAAAGGUCAAACAGUUCAAAAGAAGAAAAAAAAGAAGAAUGCUUCGGAUGAUGAGGCGUUUGAAGAAAGUGAUGAUGGCGAUGAGGAGGGACGGGAGUGCGAUUACAUUUCCGACUCUUCUGAUUCUGAAUCGGAAUUGGAGCAACAGAAAGAGAUCAAGUCCGUCGCGGAAGAAGAUGCUUUGAGGAAAUUACUCGCGUCCGAUGAAGAGGAAGAUGAUGAGGAGCAAACAGAUAAAAAAGAGGGUGAAGAAGAUAAAGACGACGACGAGGAAGGAAAGGAAAAGGACGAUAAGGAUAAAGACAAGCUUGGUAAAGAAUCCGAUAAAAGGAAAGAUAAAAAGAAAAAGAAGAAGGCGAAGAAGAAGGACCUGAAGAAAUCAUCAUCGGGAAAGGAUUCCUCCAGUGAUUUCUCCAGCGACUCGGAAUCGGAUUCCGAUACGACACUGAAAGAGAAGGACAAUAAAAAGCCGAAUAGCGCGCACAGUUCGAGAUCUGCGACUCCAACACCAGCCGCGUCUGAUCCUCUAAAGAGAAAACAAACUGGCUCGCCGGAUUUGUCGCAAGCGAAGAAAUUAAAGUUGGACAAUUUUAAUUUAGUUCCGACAUCGUACAUACCAGGAGCAAGCGAAUCGGGCAUUACGGAAGAUGCGGUGCGACGAUACCUGAUGCGUAAACCCAUGACGACAACCGAGCUACUGCAAAAAUUCAAAUCCAAGAAGACUGGUCUUACAUCCGAACAGCUGGUCAACAUCAUGACUCAGAUAUUGAAAAAGAUCAAUCCGACUAAGCAAACUAUCAAGAAUAAGAUGUAUUUGUCGAUCAAAGCGCAAUCCAACUGAUGAUUCAAUAAACACUAAUAAUAUGUAUUAUAAAAGACGCUUCUUGUAACCACUAAUUUUAACUAAUAUAUAUGUUUCGCUAAAUUGAUUAA
This is a messenger RNA of Dinoponera quadriceps, 2288 nucleotides long. It is a transcript of the gene TfIIFalpha, whose product is annotated as general transcription factor IIF subunit 1. The record is from RefSeq and is a predicted model, not a curated record. The transcript has 7 exons. Gene Ontology annotation, cellular component: nucleus; transcription factor TFIIF complex. Gene Ontology annotation, molecular function: TFIIF-class transcription factor complex binding; RNA polymerase II general transcription initiation factor activity; DNA binding. Gene Ontology annotation, biological process: transcription initiation at RNA polymerase II promoter; positive regulation of transcription elongation by RNA polymerase II. NCBI's taxonomy places the organism in Eukaryota, Metazoa, Arthropoda, Insecta, Hymenoptera, Formicidae. The coding region runs from base 598 to 2196 and encodes 532 amino acids.